Lynx canadensis (Canada lynx) is the source of this 939-nucleotide messenger RNA. RefSeq names its product olfactory receptor 5B3-like. The record is from RefSeq and is a predicted model, not a curated record. Bases 1 to 939 code for a protein of 312 amino acids. Gene Ontology annotation, cellular component: membrane. Gene Ontology annotation, molecular function: G protein-coupled receptor activity; odorant binding; olfactory receptor activity. The transcript has a single exon. Gene Ontology annotation, biological process: G protein-coupled receptor signaling pathway; sensory perception of smell. Lineage: Eukaryota; Metazoa; Chordata; Mammalia; Carnivora; Felidae.
AUGGAUAACAGGACAGAAGUGAUGCAGUUCAUCUUGCUGGGACUAACCAGUGACCCAGAACUGCAGAUUCCCCUCUUUAUCGUGUUCACCCUCAUCUACCUCAUCACUCUGGUUGGAAACCUGGGGAUAAUAGUGUUGAUUCUGUUGGACUCUCGUCUCCACACUCCCAUGUACUUUUUCCUCAGUAACCUGUCUCUGGUGGACCUUUGUUGCUCUACAGCUGUCACUCCCAAGGUCAUGGCUGGAUUACUUAUAAGAGACAAGGUCAUCUCCUACAAUGCAUGUGCUGCUCAGAUGUUCUUUUUUGCAGCCUUUGCCACUGUGGAGAGUUACCUGUUGGCUUCAAUGGCCUAUGACCGCUAUGCAGCAGUGUGCAAACCCCUCCAUUACACCACCACCAUGACGACAGGUGUGUGUGCACGUCUGGCCAUAGGUUCCUACACCUGUGGUUUCCUGAAUGCCUCUAUCCACAUUGGAGACACGUUCAGACUCUCCUUUUGUAUGUCCAAUGUGAUUCAUCAUUUCUUCUGUGAUGUGCCUGCAGUCAUGGUUCUUUCUUGCUCUGAUAGACGUGUCAGUGAGCUGGUUCUUGUUUACGUAGUGAGCUUCAACAGCUUUUUUGCUCUCAUGGUCAUCUUGAUUUCCUACAUAUUCAUAUUUAUCACCAUCCUAAAGAUGCACUCAUCUACAGGAUAUCAGAAGGCUUUCUCUACCUGUGCUUCUCACCUCUCUGCAGUCUCCAUCUUCUAUGGGACACUCAUUUUUAUGUACUUACAGCCCAGUUCCAGCCAUUCCAUGGACACAGACAAAAUGGCAUCUGUGUUCUACACCAUGGUCAUCCCCAUGCUGAACCCUGUGGUCUAUAGCCUGAGGAACAAAGAGGUUAAGAGUGCACUCAUGAAGGUCGUUUCAGAGGCAAAAUUAUCUUUAAGAUUGUGA